UCAUUUGAUGUUGUCUAAUGUCUAUGUUUACGAAAAAAACGAAUUUGAAGAAAACUUUGUGUUCAUAUUACUAUAAUAUGAAAUGUAUUUACCUCUUUACAAUGAGUCAGAAAAGAAAAUCUACCACUACAUCAAAAUCCCGUCGAAAUUGUGCUAUUAUGUGGUGUCAGUGCCAUUAUUUGCCUUUAUAGCUUGUGUUGUAAUAACAAUGUACAAGGACUUCGAAAACGCAAACAAUACUCAUUGCAAGGUUCCCAACGUCUUCCCAUCAAUAUCAGCGUCUAUUGGAAAUUAUGAACCACAAAGUACAAUAUGGAAAACAGCUAUUUACAUACAUGCACCUAUGCGAUUCUACAUGCUGUAUUUACGAUGGAAAUAUUACAGAAGUGUUGUGCUAGAGAGCUGUGUUGUUAUAGCCAAAUUAGCAGUAUUUUUAAAUAUCAUAGAAAAUUUUGCCUUAUUAGGACUAACGCAUUGGACGUCGUCCAAAAAUUAUCCUUAUCAUGAAGUUUGUUUUAAAACAUUCAUUGGGGCCUCGGUAUUUUAUAUGCUGUUCACAUGCAUAAUGCUUUCAAAGUUACGAAGAAGGCCAAAUAUUACAUACAGAGAAAAGCAUUCUGUGAAAUUAAAAUGGAGAGCUUUUAUUGUGAACAUUACUUCAUUUGCAUCUGCUGCUUACUUCUUUCUGAGACAUAAUAGGCUAUGUGAACCUUAUGUAUAUUCUAUGUUUGGUCUAGCAGAGUACAUAGUGGUGUUCAGCAAUAUACUGUUCCAUUCAACAACUGUGUACGAUCUACAAAUUAAUUUUAUUUGUUUGACUAAUCGAGGGAUUGUUGUUGAAUAAAAAAUCAUGCCUUCCAAACAAAGCCAAAUGUAUAUUCAAAUUUGUUCAAAAGACAGUGGACAGAAAUGUAUCUUAAUUCAAAAAUAACUAUUAUGUAAUAUAUUUGAUAGUUAAUAGAUAGCUAAACUGCUAGUUAGUGACUGUAAUUUAGCACCCAAAGUUACACAUUUAUUUAUUUUACAUUAUUAAUAAUUUAAUUAUUUAUAGUUUGACUUAUAUAAAUAUU
Molecule: messenger RNA, 1070 nt
Organism: Spodoptera litura
Lineage: Eukaryota; Metazoa; Arthropoda; Insecta; Lepidoptera; Noctuidae
Product: Post-GPI attachment to proteins 2
Biological process (GO): GPI anchor biosynthetic process
Cellular component (GO): Golgi membrane; endoplasmic reticulum membrane
Source: RefSeq, a predicted model, not a curated record